AUGGACUGUUCCAAUGAAACCUCUGCAGACAGUUUCACCCUUCUCGGUCUAUCGGAGAUCCCGUACCUGCAGGUCAUCUGUGUCCUUGUGUUGUCGGUGAUGUGCGUCAUUACGGUAUCUGGAAACCUCCUCCUGAUUCUGGCGGUGAGGCUCAAUCCAGCUUUGCAGACCCCCAUGUACUUCUUCCUCAGUCACCUCUCCAUUAUUGACAUCGGCUUCUCCUUCACCAUCGUUCCCAAACUCCUGGUCAACACCGUGUCCAAGGACCGGAGCAUCUCGCUGUCGGGUUGUGCCCUGCAAAUGUUCUUCUCUUUGGCUCUCGGGGGAGCAGAGUGUAUUUUACUUGCCGUCAUGGCCUACGACCGAUUCGCUGCCAUCUGCAGGCCGCUGCACUACAACAAUAUCAUGAACAGGAAGUUGUGCCUUUGUUUAGCGUCCGGAGCGUGGAGCCUUUGCUUCAUAAACUCCGCCCUUCAUGUUGUCCUCACCUUUGACCUGCCCUACUGUCGGUCCCGCCGUGUCAGCCACUACUUCUGUGAGAUACCUCCCUUCCUACAACUCUCCUGCGGGGAUACCCGGCUCAAUGAGGUACUCGUGUAUGUUUCAGCAGUCGUCAUAGUGAUGUGCUCCUUCAUGCUGACGCUCAUUUCUUACCACCACAUUAUCUCCACCGUCUUGAAGAUCCGUUGCUCGCAAGGAAGACAAAGGGCCUUCUCCACGUGUGGGUCCCACCUGACUGUUGUCACUCUGUACUAUGGGACUAUUAUGUUCAUGUACAUGAAACCCCCGUCCGCUUAUUCACAAACGGACCGGGCCGCGUCCAUCCUCUAUACAGUGGUGACUCCGAUGCUGAAUCCUUUUAUCUAUAGCGUUAGGAAUAAGGAAGUUCAAGGGACCGCGAGAAGGAUCUUUCUCCGCGUGAAGAGCUGUUGA
Molecule: messenger RNA, 933 nt
Organism: Nanorana parkeri
Lineage: Eukaryota; Metazoa; Chordata; Amphibia; Anura; Dicroglossidae
Product: olfactory receptor 1019-like
Exons: 1
Coding region: 1-933 (310 amino acids)
Biological process (GO): G protein-coupled receptor signaling pathway
Cellular component (GO): membrane
Molecular function (GO): G protein-coupled receptor activity; olfactory receptor activity
Source: RefSeq, a predicted model, not a curated record